UCUACCGACAAGAGGAGACAGUUUCGGAAUGGAAAGCAUGUCAUUUUUGCGUAAAUACAAUUCUUUUUAGCUAAUUCACCACAAUUCGCUAGUGUUGUCGUACUUCGUACGUGUUUGUUUGAGUCGUGGAGCAUACUAAAACAAGUCUGACAUUUUUGCAGCGGUCCAUUUAAGCCAAAACCGGAUGUUGCCAGCUAUUCGGCCCAAAUGGAACGAGUCUGCAGCUGCUGUCUGCUCUUAGUCACACCCUCGUGUGUUACUAGACUCUGCUGCUCCAAUGACUAUUGAAUAAUCAACACCUCUUUUGUCCUAUUUGGAGCGUUAAUAGUUUGCUGUAAUGCUUGCAUUGGUACAAAUCCUCUGAUCCGGAUGUGAGUUUAACGUUUGGACUGGAUAUGACUGGCUCAUCAUCACCAUGGCCCGGUCAGAGGAGAUAACACUGGACCCUCUGUGUGUUGCUCUGGAUACCAGACAAGUAACUCCCUACCAAGAAAAGUACUUUUAGUCCCAAGUCUUUGUCACGAGAUUUGUAUUUCCAUCCUGUGUGGGACAAUGGCAUCUCAGAUGUACACUUUUGUUACCCGGGACGACAACAGCACUGUUUAUGCAGAAGUUUCCAAAAUCCUCCUGUCGACAGGGCAGUGGAAAAGGCUGAAAAGGGACAACCCUAGAUUCAAUUUGAUGCUCGGUGAACGGAACAGGCUACCAUUUGGACGUCUAGGUCAUGAACCAGGACUGGUGCAGCUGGUGAAUUACUACAGAGGUGCAGACAAGAUUUGCAGAAAGGCAUCCUUGGUCAAGCUAAUAAAGACCAGCCCUGAGCUCUCCGAUUCACCCAACUGGUUCCCUGAAUCCUACAUAAUCUAUCCCACCAACCUCAACACGCCUGUGGCUCCUGCUACAAAUGGUCUCAGCCAUCUGAAGAGCAAUCCCAAAACGGAUGAGCGAGAAGUUUUCUUGGCUUCCUAUCACUCCAAAAAAGAAAGUGGGGAGGGGACAGUGUGGAUAGCCAAGUCAUCUGCUGGAGCUAAAGGUGCUGGUAUUCUAAUCUCUCACGAUGCUAACAAGCUACUGGAGUACAUUGACAAUCAAGGACAGGUUCAUGUCAUUCAAAAAUACCUGGAGAAACCUUUACUUCUACAGCCUGGACAUCGAAAGUUUGACAUCAGGAGUUGGGUCCUUGUGGACCACAACUACAACAUCUAUUUAUAUCGUGAGGGUGUGCUGCGGACAUCCUCUGAGCCGUAUAAUAGCUCCGACCUGCAGGACAUGACCAGCCAUUUGACCAACCAUUGCAUCCAGAAGGAACACUCCCAGAACUACGGUCGCUACGAGGAAGGGAACGAGAUGUUCUUUGACGAGUUUCGUCUGUACCUGCUCAACACUCACAACGUCACGCUGGAGUCCACUAUAUUACCUCAAAUAAAGCAAAUAAUCAAGAGCUGUCUGUCGUGCAUUGAACCAGCAAUCAGCACCAAGCAUCUCUCCUACCAGAGCUUCCAGCUGUUUGGCUUCGACUUCAUGGUGGAUGUGAACUUCAAAGUGUGGCUCAUUGAGAUCAACGGAGCGCCAGCCUGUGCACAGAAGCUGUACCCUGAGUUGUGUCAAGGCAUAGUGGAUGUUGCCAUUUCCACUGUGUUCACCCUGAACAAUAGCGGUGACUCCGCAUCGUCUUCGCCUUAUUCUUCCUCUCCAUCAUCCCUGUUCUCGACCAAUGUUUGCUCCUCACCCAAACUGAGAGGGCCACUUCACAUUGGCCCUUUUACGCGACUUUAAGCACAAGCAAAACACCUCUUCUGUUAUUGGACAGCAAAGUCCAUCAAUUGUAAUCCGAGCAUAUAUUGUACCUCGUGUUACCCGCAUGUGCGUUUUCCAUCUGCAAAAGGUGUGUGUACUUACUAUUUUUGUUCAUUUAAAGAAUGGAAAGGAUUCUGUGAGUGUACUUUAGGGACUGGUAUUCCUCUUAACGUAUAAUGACAGAUUUUUGGAAGUGUUGAGAAAGUGUAGACGCUCAAGAUGAAACUUGUGCCUUACAUUUGAAGCCAUGCAACUUCUACUGUAACAACCCAUUCAUGUUUUUGAAACACACAUAGCCGUGCAGCAGAGGGAAAUAAUGUGCAAGGAGGAUGUCCUUCAUUUCGCAAAGUCAAAUCAGUGUUGCAACUUUAUCUGGUAAAAUUACACACAUAGGCAUCAAUUAUGUUGCUGUAAUUGACUAACACAAAUGUUAUGACUUUUUUUUCCCCUUUAGACAUGAUGGUUCGUCUACGCAUCUAGUUGAGUUCUUAUAAUCAAUAUUAUCUCUGUUUCUGCUAUUUUAGUUGUUUUUUGUUGGGUUUCUUUUGUGUGGGUUUAUAGGUAACAUCCUUUACUUUUAGUCUGAGGAAGGGCACCUUAAAACAGAAUGUUGGGUUCUUCUAGAAAAUUCAUAGAAGACAUCGUAAGGUUUAUUCAGUGAAUGACAAAAUAAGAUGAAUUAAGUUCUGUAUUAUAUUAACAGACCUGUAGCUGGAAAAAAUGACGUGACAUUUUGUUGAGGCAUUGAAUAGUAAUGACUGCUUAUUUUUUUGUCUUAAGAAAAUAUAUUUUUUACUGCGAUCUGGGGGGCAAAAGGUGCCUUAGAGGAAAUUAUAUGUGGAUAUGUUUUCAUUUACAAAUAAUUUAUACCCUAUUAAAUUGAUGUCAAUGUAAUUUUCAAGAAACCAUGGAUUUAAAAUGUUACCGUUACCACUCAUUGUGCAGUUUUCACAAGUCCUCAAUAGCUUCAUUCCGACCAAAGAUAAAAUUCAUGCUGUAUGUUGAGUAAAUUGUCCAAUUGUGCUGUAAUCUGAAUAAAUUAUUGGAUUGAUCUGAAAUUGAGCAUUGCAGUUAGAAAGGUGUGAAUAUUGUGUUUUAAUUUGACGUGUUGCAUGGUUGUCAUAAACUGUAUUGCUAAAAUAAAAACAUGACUGUUA
Messenger RNA from Corythoichthys intestinalis (scribbled pipefish), 2954 nucleotides. RefSeq names its product tubulin tyrosine ligase (gene ttl). NCBI's taxonomy places the organism in Eukaryota, Metazoa, Chordata, Actinopteri, Syngnathiformes, Syngnathidae. The record is from RefSeq and is a predicted model, not a curated record. Gene Ontology annotation, biological process: microtubule cytoskeleton organization; protein modification process. Gene Ontology annotation, molecular function: tubulin-tyrosine ligase activity. The transcript is spliced from 7 exons. Gene Ontology annotation, cellular component: spindle microtubule. Bases 553 to 1776 code for a protein of 407 amino acids.